ACCACUACAUGUGAUUAAAGCUACCCCAUAAUCAUAAUCAUUCCCACAGCAAUAGUAAACUUCCACAAUCCACAUCUCUCAUCAAGCAACCAAGCAAAGCUUCACUCCACUCCACUCUCUAACUAUGUCACAGUCACCAUUGUUCUUCCCUGCCCUUCAUCACUAUCAUCUCAUUUUCCUAUCAGCUUUGUUAAUCACAUCCUGUUCUUCCACCCAAGCAAACUCAUGCAGAACCUACUGUGGCAACAUAACAGUAGAUUACCCCUUCGCAACCCAAUACGGUUGCGGCCACCCCGGCUUCCGCGACCUCCUCUUCUGCAUCAACGAUGUUCUCAUGCUCCACAUCGCCUCCGGAUCCUACAGGGUACUCGAAAUAGACUACGCCUACCAGGCCCUCACCCUUCACGAGCCUCACAUGUCAACAUGUGAGGACCUAGUCCUUGGCGCCAAAGGCAACGGCUUUGCGCUCGAGCCGUGGCGGGCUGCGUACAUGAACCCCACGCCGGACAAUGUCUUCAUGCUCAUUGCAUGCUCGCCUCGGUCGCCUCUGUUCCAAGGCUUCCCGGGGAAGCACCUCCCGUGCCGGAAUGUGUCCGGCAUGGGUUGUGAGGACUACUACGGGUGCCCGGCCUGGGACAUGCUGGGCCACAAGCGCGCUGGCUCAGCUGGCUCAGCAUUCUUCGGGUCGGGCCCGCCUGAGUGCUGCGCGGUGCCAUAUGAGUCUAUCAAGGGGAUUAAUCUUACGCAUCUUGAGUGUGAAGGGUACAGCAGCGCUUACAGCGUGGCGCCGCUGAGGGUUGAUGGGCCUGGGGAUUGGGCCUAUGGAAUUCGUGUGAGGUAUUCUGUGCAGGGAAGUGAUGAGUUUUGUGGGGCGUGUGAGGCCACUGGAGGGUCUUGUGGGUAUGGUUCGGAUGGGAUUAGGCAGGUUUGUAUGUGUGGGAAUUUCAAUUCAACCUCCAAUUGUGAUUCAGUGGGGAUUUCGGCUGGAGCAAGGCCUGUGAGGGUGAAAAUGUCUGCAGGAUUGUUGGCGUGUAUGUUAGCGUGGAUGACAAUCAAUCAGAUUUGAAAAGUAUGGCAGGAUAAGGACAGCAUAAACUGGUCUUGAAUUCCAUUUUGUAAAUGUCAUUUUUUGUUUGAAGAGUGUGCACAUACAAUGAGAGUGAUGAUAGAAUGAGAGUCUUGUAUUCUCCAUUUUCUUAUGAAAAAGACCUUGAAAGCCUUCAAAAAUAUGAUUCAAAACCCAUGGCCAUGCCAAUUUAGUUG
This is a messenger RNA of Lotus japonicus, 1263 nucleotides long. RefSeq lists its product as uncharacterized. The record is from RefSeq and is a predicted model, not a curated record. The coding region runs from base 125 to 1066 and encodes 313 amino acids. NCBI's taxonomy places the organism in Eukaryota, Viridiplantae, Streptophyta, Magnoliopsida, Fabales, Fabaceae. The transcript is spliced from 3 exons. Gene Ontology annotation, molecular function: polysaccharide binding.